AACCCCAUAUAAUCAAAUAACAGCUAACUAUCCUGAUAUGGGUUUCUAUGUUAUGAGACGACAAGGUUUAUUCAUCCAAUUUGAAAAAUACCAAAAAUCAAGGGGGUAAUUUGGAACUGUAGCAGUACUCGAUUGCUCAAAGGCAUAGGUGUAAAAUGAUUAUUCCGAGGGGAAUCGCCGAAUGUGUAAGGGUAUAGCUCGUCAGUCUACAGCUUAAAUGCACAGUAAAUUGAUUUAUGGUGGAGAGGGGUGAUUGCACAGUUUAAAGUAUUGAUGCAUAAAAGCAAGCCAUGUAGGGUCAUUUUUUCUGAUAGGACGAGGGUGGGGGGCAGCAGUCCGCUCCUCCCGCGGUCGGUGGCUCCAUCUGCGUUUAAAACUGGAAUCUUCCGAUACAAAGGGAGCUGUUUCCAGUUCCAGUUGUCACUAGCAUCAGAGAGCCUCCUCUGCUCAAAGCGCCUGUGCUUGUGCAAUCCUGAAACCAGUUUAAGACUUGACUUGACCAUGAGUCCUGCAACACGACCGCACUCCCUUUCUUCUACCCUGAAUAUCAUUUAACGGAACUUUAUUAAACUAAAGAAUUUUCUAAAUACGGAGAAAAGUCAAACAGAUCACCUGUUGUCUUCUCUCCUUGCUCCACGUGUUUUUAUAGUGGGGAGCGUGCUUUGAAAUCUUUUCUGCUACAGGUGCAUGCUUUUUAAACAAUGUAUGUGGAAGAAACGCUGGGGGUUCCUAGGACUUUAAUCGACGAGAAUUUCUCAAUUUCUUCCUGGUGAAUGCUGGAUUCUGAAAAAAAAAAGUUUUUGAAGAUCUUUAUAGCUAAGGUUUGAUGUCACAUUUAAGGUAAACAUUUGACUGAGACAAAACAAAAUGGAGCUUGGAACUUCAUCUUCAGUCGCCAACGUGACAGAUCCCUGGAUUUACUCCGGUAUUUUCACUGGAAAUGACUCCUCAGAAGUUACCACUAUUGCAUCUAAGAACGUCACUGACCACAGCUUUGACAAGACCAGCAGCGUGGUCAUCACCUUCUUGUAUUUUGUGGUGUGCGCUGUGGGACUGUGUGGAAACACAUUAGUCAUCUAUGUGAUCCUGCGUUAUGCCAAGAUGAAAACUGUCACCAAUAUUUACAUCCUGAACUUAGCCAUCGCAGAUGAACUGUUCAUGCUUGGACUACCCUUUAUCGCAAUACAGUUGGCCCUAGUCAACUGGCCUUUUGGCCAAGCGCUUUGCCGGGUAGUAAUGACCGUUGAUGGACUGAACCAGUUCACAAGCAUCUUCUGCCUGACGGUGAUGAGCAUUGACAGGUACCUGGCUGUAGUCCACCCCAUCAAGUCCACCAAAUGGAGGAAACCAAGAAUGGCCAAGAUGAUCAAUGGGGCAGUGUGGGCUCUCUCGCUGUUGGUCAACCUGCCCAUCAUAAUCUACAGUGGUGAGAGGAGAAGUCACGGAGGGAACAGCUGCACCAUCAUCUGGCCAGACCCUCCAGAGGCGUAUUACACAGGGUUCAUGUUCUACACCUUUUUACUGGGAUUCUUCAUUCCCCUGAUGGUCAUCUGCCUUUGCUACCUGCUGAUCAUCAUCAAGGUGAAGUCCUCCGGGAUCCGAGUGGGCUCUUCCAAAAGGAAGAAGUCAGAAAGGAAGGUGACCAGGAUGAUCUCCAUCGUGGUGGCAGUUUUCGUCUUCUGUUGGCUGCCCUUCUACGUUUUCAAUGUCACGUCCGUGACGGGCACUAUUACCACCAGCCCUGCCUUCAAGAGCAUGUUUGACUUUGUGGUGGUCCUGAGCUAUGCCAACAGCUGCGCCAACCCCAUCCUGUACGCUUUCCUGUCUGAGAACUUCAAGAAGAGCUUUCAGAAUGUUCUGUGCCUGAAGAGGGUAGGGGGGCUGGAUGAUAUAGACAGGAGCGACAGCAGACAGGACAAGACCAGGAUGAUGAAUGAAGCUACGGAGACCCAAAGCACACUGCUUAACGGGGAUCUCCAGACCAGCAUUUGAAAUAGAUUUGAAAGAUGCAUUUCAGUCCAAAUCAAGAAGUCUUUACCCCUUCAUCUAUGGAGAUCUAUUUCCAUUACCAUUGCCCCUGCACCAUGGAUGAUCUGUUUCUGAUAUUGCACUAUACUGACCCAUUUAAAAUCACUUCAACUAGUGCAAACCUGCACAAAUCUGGACAAAACUUGAUGUGAUAGAUGGAGACUGAUGCCAUUACACUGUGUGUAAGGUUCUGGAAUCCACUCACUGUGUAAGGUUCUGGAAUCCACUCACUGUGUAAGGUUCUGGAAUCCACUCACUGUGUGUAAGGUUCUGGAUCCAGCUUUAGCCACCCCCCUUACUGUCAAGGAACCUUAGAAUAAGUGAAGAAAACUGUCCUUUUGUGCCAUGUCUCUGAUGUCUGCUGUGAUGCUGCAUUGUAUCUCCACUCUUUCAAAUAAUUAGUUAGACAAUCUAUCCAACAAUCAGAAUGGCUGGGGAUACUGUAGCUUUAAGUGAAAAGGUGUUUUUUUUUCAGAGGUGCAGGAUCAAGUCAAUUAUAUUAAAAAGUUACAUGAGUAAUAUAAUUCUACAAUACAGCAAAGCUGUAUUGUGCCACCCACCACAAAAAAACAAUAUAUAUAUAUUUGACUGUGCUGUAUAGUUUUUUGUAAUUGUGUUCAUAGACAUCUUGUGUAGUGUUUGUAACUGAAAUAUCCCCGAUAUCCCCGUAGAGAACUAAUGAAGAAAUAUGGUUGGGUUAAACAACGAUAAUAUGUAGAAGGGAAUAUUAUGACUGAUGUAUAUUCCACUUUAGUAUUUUAACAAGGUAUUUUCAUUCACUUGUAAAAGGAUGUUUGUAAUGAACACAGUGCCACCAAAAAACUUGCAUAUAAAUAUUAUGUACUCCCCUUCUGUAUUAAUAAUAAGUGCAUAAUACAUAGUUGUACAGAUUUUGGUGAAGCAAUCUAUGAAAUUGAAUUUCUUAAAUGAUUUGCACAAAAAUAUUUAAUUAUACCAUACGAAGUGUAUCAUACAUCCUUUAAAAAAGUUUUAAAAAUAUAUAUAUAUAUAUAUAUGUAUUGUAUUUCUUUUGUGAAUUCUACAGUAUUGCAAAGAAAGGAAUCCGCAUGUGGUAAAAUGACAUGCUGUUUUAAAAUUAAGCAAAUUCUGCGUCAGGGAAUGAAUGCAUUUCUGUUUGUAAUUGUAUUUGAGAGCCAUAUUGAAGUCACUGUGGAUCAUCCAGACUAGCUGUUUUAUAGCUUUAUAGUUUUUUUGCUUUUAGCCCAUGUGACUGACUGUUGAUAAUUGAUGUCUUUAUUCAAGUUAUUUUUGUGUGUGAUAUGAUGAAUGUAAAAGUGUGCCUGUGCCUGUCUCCCUCGUCACUAAGCUGUUGAUAUUGAAUGUAUUCUUUAUAUGCAAGUGGUUUUAUUUGCUUUUACAGUAUUUGGCUGUCCAGUUUGAGCUAUGGCUAGAUUUAGACUUGGGGUUCCAAUGUAAUUAUUCACUAUGUUUCUACUGUAUUCCAUAGCAGCUACAGUUUGUAUUGCAAGCUUUAGAUAGUUUGUUUGGUGUAAGCUUUUGAUAACUGUAUAACAGCCAAAUACAUUCUGUAAUACAUUUUACCUAUGAGUUAAUACACUAAUUCUGUAGAUCCUAUUUUUCUUACUGAAAAUAAAACCCAAACCACUUCACAAUUAUCUCCAAGAACACAUUGAUCAAUAAAGACAAGCGCACCAUUAAACUACUCCACGUCAUUCCCUGCCAAUCGGGAAACACUCCGUUAUGAGGACCACUCAUGAAAUACACAUUCAUCCAAAAAUGUAUUCCUAAACAGGGGGAAAGGAAUAAACAAAACCAUUAUGAUAUAUUUAUAAUAAAAAAGUGUUUAC
This is a messenger RNA of Acipenser ruthenus (sterlet), 3857 nucleotides long. RefSeq names its product somatostatin receptor type 2-like. Lineage: Eukaryota; Metazoa; Chordata; Actinopteri; Acipenseriformes; Acipenseridae. The transcript has 2 exons. Gene Ontology annotation, biological process: cellular response to estradiol stimulus; cellular response to glucocorticoid stimulus; neuropeptide signaling pathway. The record is from RefSeq and is a predicted model, not a curated record. Gene Ontology annotation, molecular function: somatostatin receptor activity; neuropeptide binding. The coding region runs from base 868 to 1992 and encodes 374 amino acids. Gene Ontology annotation, cellular component: membrane; neuron projection.